Molecule: messenger RNA, 1449 nt
Organism: Lottia gigantea (owl limpet)
Lineage: Eukaryota; Metazoa; Mollusca; Gastropoda; Lottiidae
Exons: 7
Coding region: 63-773 (236 amino acids)
Biological process (GO): sphingolipid metabolic process
Cellular component (GO): lysosome
Source: RefSeq, a predicted model, not a curated record
CAUUAUUAGUUGGUGAUGAGAACUCUUUCCUAGUUUGUCAAUGUAAAGUUCUGUCAUAUCUCAUGAUGAAGGUGUUCGUGCUACUUGCUGCUGUUGCCUGUGUUUAUGGAAUACCGAACGAUGAUGAUAAUAGACUAGGCCUAGCUGCUAGUGAUACAGUAGAUGUAAAUUGUAAAGCUUGUCAAGAUAUUAUUAAAGACCUCCGUACUAUAUUAAAUUCUAACAAAACUCAGACAUUGAUAGAGAAUUUUCUAGAAGACAGAGUAUGUUCCAUGCUUGGCCAGUCAGCCGCUAUGUGCAAACAGUAUGUACAAUCCUAUGCACCACUUCUAUUUCAACUCAUGGUGACAGAACUUGAUUCAUUAAAGUUAUGUAGUAUAAUUGGGCUAUGUACAACCCAACAACAAAUAUUAAAGCAACCAGUUGAUGAAUCACCCAUGUUACGUAUUUUCGAUUCUAAACCAGUAAAUAACGAUAAAUCAUUUGGUACAUGUUUUAUCUGUAAAAUGGUGUUAAAGAAAUUAUAUGAAGAAUUAGGACAGCAUGCAACUGAGGCAGAAAUAGAGGCCUACUUGGAUAAAGUGUGUAAUUUCUUACCAAGUACCUUCAGAUCAGAAUGUGUUUCAUUGAUCAAUGAGUUUACACCAACCAUUAUCAAAUUAGUUCUCCAGAAAAUGACUCCAGAACAAAUCUGUGUACAGAUUCAUUUGUGUUCUAAGGCACAGUCUAAUGAUAUACUUGGAAAGUUGUUCUACAUAUCACCAGUUAACUAAGAGAUGUAAGAAAGGAAGAGCAAGAUUUGUAUUAGUUCAUUUCCAAUUUUUUGCGUCAUAUAUCAUAUUCAAGGUUUACAAUUUAUCUCCAAUAUCAAAAUCAAAAUAAGAUUAAAUCAUAAUUAUAAGAAAUACUGUUAUCUGAUAGGUUAGAAUUAAUUUAACGAUUCACUAAUCAAAUAACUAAAAGUUUUUAUUGUAAAUCUUCCAAUCUUAGAUAACAUAGACAAAUUUUUGUAGUUUAAAUUUCUUUUUUUCAGUUUUGAACUGCCAAUUUUUUGCAUUUACAUAACACUUUUAUUACUAUUAAUCUGAAUUUGUUAUCAUGCUUGAUAUUUAAUGACUUAUACACAAUUAUCGUGUUCAAUCUGCGCAUGACUAAUGCACAACAAAAUCGUGUUCGAACAAGCCAUGUUUAAUGUACAAUAAAAUUGAUUUCAAUCAAGCCAUGUCUUAUGUACAAUAAAAUUGAUUUCAAUCAAGCCAUGUCUUAUGUACAAUAAAAUUGAUUUCAAUCAAGCUAUGACUGAUGUACAAUAAAAUUGUGUUUCAUCAAGCCAUGAAUGAUGUACAAUAAAAUUGUGUUCAAUCAAGCCAUGACUGAUGUACAAUAAAAUCGAGUUCAAUCAAGCCAUGACUGACGUUCAAUAAAAUUGUGUUCCAUCAAGCCAUGACU